Blumeria graminis f. sp. triticale is the source of this 12726-nucleotide messenger RNA. NCBI's taxonomy places the organism in Eukaryota, Fungi, Ascomycota, Leotiomycetes, Helotiales, Erysiphaceae. The record is from the annotation of a GenBank genome assembly.
AUGCCGUACGUAGAGCGAGAUGCCCCGGUCGAAAGCGACACACCACUUAAACAUCAACAAUCGAUAACAUCAGAAAUCGGAAGAGCAAUGGUGCCAAUGUGGGACAGUUCCGAUCCAGAUCGUGCACCUCCACCUCUGCCUAUGAAUCCUUCAUCACCUAGUCUGGCUUCGCGUUCCAAAGCUUUAGGUACAAUCCAAUCUGCGCACGCAGCUCUAGCUGAAAAGACCCGAGAAUCCAUUUAUGUGACGAAUCCCCACCCCCAACGGAUUGAACCAUCUCCAGAGCGAUUGUUAAUUAAGGAAGCCGCUCACAAAAGAAUAAAGUCUCUACAACAUGGAGUCAGGGAACGUGGUAAAAUUUUGGAAGGAUCUGGGGCUUCUAGUAUUUCUAGAUCCCCAUCCCGCUCUCCAGAUAAAAACACCAAUAAAUCUGGACCUUUGCUCGCCAGCAAAGAAAUGUAUUCCGAAAAUAAAUCACCAGAAAAAGAAAUGCGAAAUCUUCUUGAAGUCAAGGUCCCUGAACGAAUGAUAGAACAUGAUUCAAUGCUCAGGAUAGAAGACGGAUCGACCGCGAAAGAGUCAGAAGUUUCGUUUGAAGCAAGAUACUUAGGGACAAAAAACACAACAGGAAAAGGUUCCAAAAAAGAUGAUUCAAGCUGCCCUUUCUCGCCCACGCCCUUCUCAGACAUGUCUAGCCGAGAAUUUCCCAAGAUGCGACUCCCACUGAGGAAACCACCGCAAAGUAUAUUGGGUGAAAAUAUACCACCCCAAUCAGCUACAAUGUUAGCCCUCCAGUCUAUGGCUAACAAGAACUCGAAUGAUCCAUCCGUAUCAAAUGUUAUCAAUGGCUCCACUGCACUUGUCCGUUCACCUCAAACGAUCGAUGCAAUAUCAAAUCAGAUUCUCAGUCUCACAAGCAUUGCGACCAGCCUUCAACGAGAAAUGGCGCAGCUAAGCCGGCGUAGUAAGGAUAAUGCAACUGAUCUCGUUAGUCUCAAAGAAGCCACAAACGCUCGCGAUGAAGAUAUAAGGAAGAGUCUCCGAGAACUUGUUCAAAAUCUUAACUUAGCUGGCUCCAGUCUAUCCAAUAGUAGUCAAACAUCUGGAGGGCUUUAUCUAGAUAAUAAGGCUCAUAACUCCCCAGUUUCAAAAGGGACAAAAGCUUUUUCCCUUCCUCGGAUGCCUAGUCCAUCUAGUUUCUCAGCAUCAUUGGAUAGGGAAUCAGUAGUAAGUCCAGCAUCGUUUGUUGCAGAAGGUGUUGCAAUCAUUGCCCUUCUUGAAAAAGUGCUGAGGGAAAUGGGCACUAAAGAGGGGCAGACAAACUUACUCUCUAACUUGUCGGAACUAGCUAGUCAUCUUAAUCGUGAUGAGAGUUCAACUUCGAAAAAGGUCGACGAACUAAUCAAUUUCUUGAAAGAAACUUCUAUUGAUACGCUCGUCUCCUCAGAUAAAGCUAUGAAAAAUGGCCGGCAAUCUCGUUCCCAUAGUUUUGAUCGAGCCUCAAGGCUAGAAUUAGACUCAGAAAAUCAUAACUAUCUCCCACAGACCUCACAUUCUUUAAUAAGCUCUUCCCAAGAAAAGGGCGAGGGCUUUCGUGAGUCUAAACAAGUACUGUCUCCCAGAAUUGUUAACGAAAAUAUCAUGGGAGUUAUCAGAACUAUCAAAGAUAGCGUUACUCAGGGAGGAGGGUUAACCGCCGAAGUUAAAGCGCUCGUCCGGGAGCUACGAGGCGAAGUUUUAGGAAUGGGUCGUGAAAUUGGAAGAAAGCUCGACGAAGUAAAUGAAGAGUCGGCAAAAGCAGCAGCCUCAGAAAAAGAUCACGUCGCGCGGCUCGUUAGAAAUGGCCUUGAAGAUUUAAAAACACAUUUGGACCAGAUCCUUCGCGAACAUAAGCGACAAUCUGCCUCAAUAUUUGCUUCAAAGACUGUGAUUGAUUAUAAACAAGUCUACAAUGCUGUUCGAAGCGCAAUCAACGAGCAAGAUCAAUUUCGAAACCAAAGGUUGGAAAAAGACGAUAUUUUAGAUGCGAUUAAAGAUGCCUGGGAAAAUUAUAAGCCCGAAAUUGAAGUUCAACAGUUCGGUCUUGAGAGAAGCGAAUUGCUAGAGUGCUUGAAGGAGGGUAUACAAACAUAUGCCCCCCAAAAUUAUACGCCUUCGGUAUCAGGCGCCACAAGCGAAGAAGUGUAUGAAGCCGUUGCUAAAGGCCUACAACAUUUUUCGCCACCCAGAAUUGAAAAUGAAACUAGUCUUACUCGUGAAGAGGUUCUCGAGGCCGUCAGGGAAUGCCUUGAAGAAUUUGAAUUCCCCUCAGCCCCGAAUAACGAAAAUAAUCAAAUUACACUAACUCGCGAAGAUAUGCUUGAUGCUGUGAGGGAGGGCUUACAUUCUUUCGACUUUUCGGAAACAAAGAACUCGUUAUAUCGUGAUUGUAAAGGUGGCUCCGCUGACAGCAACCAAAAAAAUAUUAUUUGUGAUGGUGAGAAAAAUUUUAACACUUGUUCAAAUAUAUUUACAUCAGUCGAUGCUAACAAUUGUUAUUUUGGAAAUCUAGAUGAUCAUGAUGAUAGUACCAAAUCUCAACUUUUGGAUUCAUCAACCCUAGAAGCUUUUUCAGAGCAGAUAUCCGAAAAACUAAAUGAUAUAAUUGAAUCUAUUCAUCACGAAUUUCAAAUCAUGUCAAAAGAAGUGAGGCAAGAGGUUUGUGAUUCUGAAAUUACCACAAAUCAACUGCUACACAUCACUAGGGAUGGCUUCGAUAGUGUUCGCGCAGAUCUAGAGACGUAUAUCGAACGAGCUUCUGGCAAUGAGGCUGAAAACUCAAUGCUAACAUCGAUGGCGAGAGACCUUGAUAUACUUCGCGAAGAGGUAUAUAAGCUAUCUUCCAAGGAUUCGUCAAAUCUACUUGAAGUAGUCCAUAUGGGGGUUGAAAGCAUAUGCGAGGCUUUACCUUCAUUUAAUGGCCAUGGCAACUUUUCAGAGAGCUAUGAUCUCAUAAAAUCGCUAAAGCUAGAUAUUGAAAAGAUUAAGGACGAUCUAGGAUGCUUGGAGUCUGAUAAAAAUGAAAUACUCAAGUCGAUUCAAAAUGGCCUUGAAAGUGUGAAGUAUGCUGUCUCAUCUUCCUUAGCCCCUACAGCUGUAAAUGAUAGAACCUUAAUUCUCUCAACAAUCAGAGAAGGCUUUGAUGAAAUCAGAGACAAUGUAUCAAGCCCCAUUCAAUCUAUAGCUAGGCUUGAAUCUGAGGGAGCCAUGAUACUCCUUAAAGAUGGGCUCGAAACUGUCGAAAGUAAUCUCGCUACUUCCCUCAAGAAUGGACAAGAAAUAGAUAAAGAAGAAAUUCUUAAUGCUCUCCAAAUUGGAUUUGAAGGAAUAAAGUCGACAUUGUCAAGCUCUCUCGUCCCCAGCACCAUUACGGAGAAAGAAGAAAUCAUUUUCACCCUCAGAGAUGCAGCUGAGAGCGUAAGAGAGAUGAUGUCUACAUCUUUAAUUUCUACAUCUGGUUCUGAUAAAAACGAGAUAAUUAUGGCUUUCAAGGACGGGUUUGAAAGCAUCCGAGGGCCUAUCACAAUCUUAUCAAACGCUGAUACUUGUGUUGAGAACAAAGAAGUACUGGACUACAUUAAAGAAAAUAUUGAAAUCGUGAAGGAAAGGAUUCUUAGCUCUCCCUUGAUAAAUGAUCAAACUGAUAAUAGUGUUAUAAUAGACGCUAUUAAAGAUGCAGUUAUCUGCGUCAAAGAUAUGAUUCUAACUUCUUCAAAUACUAGUUUGUCUCAUGAAAACCCCGAUAUAAUUCAAGCAAUUAAAGAAACCCUGGAAAGCGUAAGGGAAUCCACAUCAAACUCUAUUUCUUCAGAUGAGAAAAAAGAAAUAGGUGAGAUUCGUGAAGCUCUUCAAAGUAGCCUUGAAAACAUCAGGGAAAUUCAAUCCCAAUUCCUCUUCCACAGUAGCGAUGUCGAAAGAAAGGAGACACUUCAAGUCUUCAAACAUACUGUAGAGAACGCUGAAGAAUCAAUAAAAACUGCUAUAGUGUCGGAGAAUAAUACCUCGAAGAAUGAAAUUGUUAGUGCCCUAAAAGAAGUAAUGGAAAGUGCGCAGCAUAAACAGUCAUCUUUAGUUUCAAGUAAUAGUUCUACAAAAGAUGAGAUUCUUGAUGCAAUUGUAGGGGGGUUUGAAAGCAUGAAGGAGACAAUAUCUGCGUCGUUAACCCCUAAUUUUGGUGCACAGAGAGAUGAGGUACUUGCCGCUUUAAAGGGUGAACUUGGUAGCAUGAAGGAAGCAAUGUCUCUCGUGCCUGGUAGUAAUGCCGAAAAGCAAGAAAUCCUUGACGCAUUUAUGGGAGGAUUUGAGAGCAUGAAAGAAUCUGUAUCAACAUCGUUGGUCUCUACAUCUAAUGCUGAAAAAGAAGAGAUAUUGACCGCAUUGAAAAGUGAACUUGGCAACUUGAAAGAAGCCAUGUCAGUCUCUCUCUCACCAGGCGGUAAUAGCGAAAAGCAAGAAAUUCUCGACGCAAUUGUGGGGGGAUUUGAAAGUAUGAAAGAGACAGCUUCAACAUCACUAGCCUCGACUACUGAUGCGCAGAAAGAUGAAAUACGUGCGACUUUGAAAAGCGAACUUGAUGGCAUGAAAGAGGCUAUGUCAAAAUCUCUAAUUUCUAGCUCAAUAAUAAAUAAGGAGGAAAUUGCAAACUCUAUUAAGGAAGCCAUCGACAGUAUCAAAGAAAAUACCUCCAAUUCGUUAAUUUCAACCUCAAGUGCCGAAAAAGAAGAAUUAUUAACCUCUCUUAAAGAUGGAGCUGAAAAAAUGAAAGAAGCCAUUUUAGCUACUUCUGUGUCAAGCAACAGCAAUGAAAUUAGCGAAAUAUUGCAUGCCCUGAAACUUGGACUUCACGAAAUCAAUGAAAAUUUGUCUUGCUCUAAAUUGUCUGACUUUGAUAGCCAAAAAAAGGAAAUUCUGGUUGCCCUCAAAGAUUCCGCAGAAAGUGUCGGAGAAAUCAUGAAAACUUCCUUUGCGUCGGGCUUCAAUGUGGAAAAAGAUGCAAUUUCCGACGCACUGAAAAUUGGUAUUGAAGAUAUUAAGCAAACAAUAGCUUGUGCUUCAGCAAGUGAUACUAGCAACAAAGAAAUUGAGAUCCUCCGAGUGGUAAAGGACGGCUUCGAAGAAGUCAAAAGUGUAGUCAAAUCUACAUCUCUGCUCAAUACCAGCUCUAGUGUUGAUCAAAUUAAACAAAUGAUCGAAGAUGCUCUCGAAAACCCAAGGCAAACGACGCCAUACGCCAUAAAUCCAACUCAAAAUAAUGAAAAAGCAGAAAUUCUUGUAACUUUCGAAAAGAGUCUCGAGGGUGUCAAAGAAAUAAUUUCCCAAUCACUUGGCCCUAACUUCGGUCCUGAAAAACAGGAAAUUCUCGAAGCAAUCGCAAGUGGAAUCGAAAAUAUAAAGGCGGCAAUAUCUAGCUCUAUUGUUUCGAAAACUAAUAAAAGCGACGAACAAUUCAUGAGUGUUCUAAGUAGCGCUGUGGAUAACAUUAAGGAGACCAUCAUAUCAACUGUAGUAUCAGAGUCUAACGCCUCAAAAGAUCACGUUCUCAAUACUCUCAAAGAAGUAAUUGAGAGGACGAAUAAUACUAAGGAUAAUAUAUUGCCUAAAGGUAGUAAUGCCGAAAAGCAAGAAAUCCUUGACGCAUUUAUGGGAGGAUUUGAGAGCAUGAAAGAAUCUGUAUCAACAUCGUUGGUCUCUACAUCUAAUGCUGAAAAAGAAGAGAUAUUGACCGCAUUGAAAAGUGAACUUGGCAACUUGCAAGAAGCCAUGUCAGCUUCUCUUGUACCUUACUCAACCAUAAAUAAGGAUGAAGUAGCUAAUUCUAUAAAAGAAGCUAUUGACAGUGUCAAAGAAACUAUGUCAAACUCGCUAAUUUCAACUUCAAGUGCCGAAAAAGAGGAGUUACUUGCAACCUUCAAAGACGGGUUUGAGAAACUGAACGAAGUAAUGAAAGCAUCACUUGUUUCCGGCUCAACCAACAUCAAGCAAGAUAUACUCGAUGCACUCGUUGGUGGGCUAGAAAGCAUCAAGGAGACAUUGUCCACAUCACUUACUUCGACCUCGAGUACUCAAAAGGAGGAAAUACUCGCAUCUCUGAAGGAAGAAAUUGAAGGAAUGAAGGAAGCAAUAAUAACUUCCCUAGUGCCGAAUAUAGCCCUCGAAAAGGACGAGAUAAAAAAUUCUGUGAGAGAAGCCAUCGAAAACGCAAAAGAGACAAUGUCGACCUCGUUGGUUUCGACUUCAAGCAACGAGAAGGAAGAAUUAUUUGCAGCCUUGAAAAGCGAACUUGAUGGCAUUAAAGAGGCUAUGUCAACAUCUCUCGUACCUAGCUCAAUGACAAACAAGGAGGAAAUCGCAAACUCUGUAAAAGAAGCCAUCGAAAGUAUCAAGGAGACUUUGUCGGCCUCUUUGGUCUCGACCUCAAGUGCUGAAAAGGAGGAUAUAGUUGCUGCUUUAAAGAGUGAACUAGGCAGUAUGAAGGAAGCAAUGACAAUGUCCCUCGUCCCUGGUAGUAAUGCCGAAAAGCAAGAAAUCCUUGACGCAUUUAUGGGAGGAUUUGAGAGCAUGAAAGAAUCUGUAUCAACAUCGUUGGUCUCUACAUCUAAUGCUGAAAAAGAAGAGAUAUUGACCGCAUUGAAAAGUGAACUUGGCAACUUGAAAGAAGCCAUGUCAGUCUCUCUCUCACCAGGCGGUAAUAGCGAAAAGCAAGAAAUUCUCGACGCAAUUGUGGGGGGAUUUGAAAGUAUGAAAGAGACAGCUUCAACAUCACUAGCCUCGACUACUGAUGCGCAGAAAGAUGAAAUACGUGCGACUUUGAAAAGCGAACUUGAUGGCAUUAAAGAGGCUAUGUCAACAUCUCUCGUACCUAGCUCAAUGACAAACAAGGAGGAAAUCGCAAACUCUGUAAAAGAAGCCAUCGAAAGUAUCAAGGAGACUUUGUCGGCCUCUUUGGUCUCGACCUCAAGUGCUGAAAAGGAGGAUAUAGUUGCUGCUUUAAAGAGUGAACUAGGCAGUAUGAAGGAAGCAAUGACAAUGUCCCUCGUCCCUGGUAGUAAUGCCGAAAAGCAAGAAAUCCUUGACGCAUUUAUGGGAGGAUUUGAGAGCAUGAAAGAAUCUGUAUCAACAUCGUUGGUCUCUACAUCUAAUGCUGAAAAAGAAGAGAUAUUGACCGCAUUGAAAAGUGAACUUGGCAACUUGAAAGAAGCCAUGUCAGUCUCUCUCUCACCAGGCGGUAAUAGCGAAAAGCAAGAAAUUCUCGACGCAAUUGUGGGGGGAUUUGAAAGUAUGAAAGAGACAGCUUCAACAUCACUAGCCUCGACUACUGAUGCGCAGAAAGAUGAAAUACGUGCGACUUUGAAAAGCGAACUUGAUGGCAUUAAAGAGGCUAUGUCAACAUCUCUCGUACCUAGCUCAAUGACAAACAAGGAGGAAAUCGCAAACUCUAUAAAAGAAGCCAUCGAAAGUAUCAAGGAGACUUUGUCGGCCUCUUUGGUCUCGACCUCAAGUGCUGAAAAAGAGGAGAUACUUUCGGCACUGAAAGAUGGGUUUGAGAAUAUACGAGAAGUGACCUUAAACUCUCCAUCCGUAAAUGAUGAUAUUGCAAAGCAAGAUAUACUCGAUGCACUCGUUGGUGGGCUAGAAAGCAUCAAGGAGACAUUGUCCACAUCACUUACUUCGACCUCGAGUACUCAAAAGGAGGAAAUACUCGCAUCUCUGAAGGAAGAAAUUGAAGGAAUGAAGGAAGCAAUAAUAACUUCCCUAGUGCCGAAUAUAGCCCUCGAAAAGGACGAGAUAAAAAAUUCUGUGAGAGAAGCCAUCGAAAACGCAAAAGAGACAAUGUCGACCUCGUUGGUUUCGACUUCAAGCAACGAGAAGGAAGAAUUAUUUGCAGCCUUGAAAAGCGAACUUGAUGGCAUUAAAGAGGCUAUGUCAACAUCUCUCGUACCUAGCUCAAUGACAAACAAGGAGGAAAUCGCAAACUCUAUAAAAGAAGCCAUCGAAAGUAUCAAGGAGACUUUGUCGGCCUCUUUGGUCUCGACCUCAAGUGCUGAAAAAGAGGAGAUACUUUCGGCACUGAAAGAUGGGUUUGAGAAUAUACGAGAAGUGACCUUAAACUCUCCAUCCGUAAAUGAUGAUAUUGCAAAGCAAGAUAUACUCGAUGCACUCGUUGGUGGGCUAGAAAGCAUCAAGGAGACAUUGUCCACAUCACUUACUUCGACCUCGAGUACUCAAAAGGAGGAAAUACUCGCAUCUCUGAAGGAAGAAAUUGAAGGAAUGAAGGAAGCAAUAAUAACUUCCCUAGUGCCGAAUAUAGCCCUCGAAAAGGACGAGAUAAAAAAUUCUGUGAGAGAAGCCAUCGAAAACGCAAAAGAGACAAUGUCGACCUCGUUGGUUUCGACUUCAAGCAUCGAGAAGGAAGAAAUACUUAUGGCUUUGAACAAUGGUUUCGACUGUAUCAGAGAUAUGUUGUCAAAAUCUCUGGUUCCCAGCGGUAAUAUUGAAAAGCAAGAAAUUCUCGAUGCAUUCGUUGGAGGAUUCGAGAGUAUGAAAGACUUAGUAUCUACGUCUCAAAAACCAGAAACCGAUGGGGAGGGAGAAGAUCUACGCGAAGCUUUGAAAACUGGAUUUGAAGGCAUGCGAGAGUUGGUAUCAUCUACCCUAAUAUCAAACUCAAUAAUAAACAAGGACGAUUUUAUUACUUCUGAGAAAGGGAAUAUUGAAAGUAUGAAGGAUACAAUAGCAGCAUCUCUUGCUUCUGAGCUCGACGCCCACAAAGUGGUGUUAUUAUCCACUUUAAAUGAUGGGUUUGUCAGCAUCAAAGAAACGUUAAACGCUUCAUUAACACCAAUCAUAGCCACGGAGAAGCAGGAAAUAAUGAGUUCUCUCAUGGAAGGUCUAGAAAGUACGAAAGAAUCCCUGAUAGCUUCUAUUAUUUCAAAUACCAGCGAUGAUAGAGCGAAUACGGAAAAAGAUUUAUUGAAAAAGCUUGAGAUAAUGAAGGAGUCAUAUUCCACAUCAAUGACUCCUAUGUUUGAUUCCCAUAAAGAGGAAGUUCUUGACGCUCUAGUCGGGGGAUUUGAAAGUGUGAAAGAUUCAAUUUCAGGGCCCCUCACAUCCACUAUCAGUAUGGAUAAGGAUGAAAUAAUAAGUGCUCUAAAUGACGGCUUCAAAGCUUUGAAAGAGUCAACAAUAGCUCCUGCUGCUCCCACCUUGGGUAUUGAUAAAGAAGAAAUAACCAAUUCUAUAAAAGAUGCACUAGAGAGUGUGAAGGACGCUUUAUCAGGAAGUAACAAAAUUGGCGCGAUUAAUGAUAAGGACCAGAUCCUUGAGGCCCUCCAUGAGGGAUUCAACAACGUUAAGGAGACCAUGGCAAGUUAUCCAGCAUCUUCAUCGAAUACCGACAAAAAAACAAUCACAGACGAAGUCAAAGAGGCACUUGAUAGUAUGAGACAGAAUAUUUCGGGAACCCUUACCCCUGAAGCUGGCAAUAAAAAAGAUGAAAUUAUUGAAGCCCUCAACGAAGGUUUCAAUAGCAUGAAAGAAACGAUUUCAGUUUGUCAUAUCCCCACUAGUGUAUCAGAAAAGGAAGAGAUCAUUGACGCAAUCGUUGGAGGGUUGGAAAGCUUGAAUGGGACUUUUACCACCACUCUAGAAUCUCGUAACGUCACUAGUACGACUGAGGUACUCGAGGUUUUAAAUAACGGUCUUGAGGAUAUUAAAAGAACCAUAAGUAGCUCACUCUCUACACUCAACGGUAUUGGAAAAGAUCAAAUAUUAACUACUGCUAAUGAUGAAAUGCCAAAUUUCAGAGAAGGUGAUUUACUUCAAGUGGCUCGCAAUAAUGAUGUAAUCGAUUCUGGUAUAGAUUUCAAUACCCUACUGGAUAGUAUUACUGGUAUAAGAACAGAGAUGGAAAACUUUGCCCAGAAACCGAUAGGACUGACUGAUGUUGCACUUGGUCAAGAAGUUCUCGAUACGCUGAGGACAGGACUCGAAAAUAUCAAAGUUGAAAUUAAAAAUAUGAGAGAAGAAGCUUGUGUCAAAGACUCUAUCACUGAAGGUUGCAAUAAAUCAAUGAUCGCUGCUGAACCUUUGCGACGUUCUGAUAUUGAUAAGUUAGAGACGAUACUUGACCAAAUUGGCAUAAAAGUUGAGGCUCUGAUGACAAAACCUUCACCAUCUCAUUCGCAAUCCCAAACUGAAUCUGAAUUACUCUCUAAGUCAGAUAUGACCGAAAUUGAGAUAUUGAUCGAAAACAUUAAGAGCUUAAUGACAAAUCUAGAAUUACACAGCCAAGCACCUGAGAAAGAUGAUGUUAUCAAAGAAGAUCUUGAAGCAAUCAUGACCCUCCUGAAAAAGACAAAUUCCAGGCUUGGCAGUAGAUAUCCGGAGGGCCUUGUCAAAGAAGACCUUGGUCCUCUAGAUCUUCAAAUUGAUCAAAUACGUGACUCAAUUGGCUCACUAGCAAUUCAACUAGAAGAUAUCACCUUGAGCACAGACUUUAAAGCUUUUGAAUCUAACAUUUGUAAAAUUUUAUCAAGCAUCGACACUUUAAAUGAUUUUUUAAAAAAAGACAUCAGUAAUGGAGAGAAAGUGACCAAAAAUGAUGUCGAUGUAGUUGGUUCAAUUUGCUUGGAAACAAAAUCCGUAAUUGAUCAAAUUCUUGCAUCUGAACUUGCAUCCAUGGCAUCUAAGAAUGAUAUUAGUAAAUUGAAUGAUUUUAUUGUCGGUAUUAAGGAACAGUUCGGUACGCAUAAUGAAGCAAACGUCAAAUCUUUUGAGGAGCGAAGGACAGAAAUUAUUGGGGUUGGAGAGACAGUAAAUGCAAUAAAGUCGUUUCUAGAGGAGCUCAAAGAUAUGAUAAAAUUGGGACUAGAAAAUGAAGUGUCCAGCACAGAGAUCUAUGGGAAAGCUUUGGAGAACUUGGGAGAAACAAUUACUAAAAAUGCUAACAUCUCUGAUGAUGUCAAAGCCCUUUCUACAACCUUAAGUGAAGCAAUAGAAAAAACUAACGCUUUAGUUGCCGGUUCAAGAGCUGAAGUUGGCGAAAAAUUACUGGAAACCUGGGAAAAGUUGGACAGCAAAAUUGGUAAUAGUUUCGACGAACUAACAAGCAAAUGCGAAAAAGUAAAUGUUGUUGCUGAGAUUACAGCAAAAUAUACAGAAGAAAAAAAUGUAACGGUGGCUGCACUGCACGCAACUCAAGCAGCUGCCGAGGAUGUUAAAUUGCUCACACAUCAUUUGAGUACUACGGUCACUAAAUCUCUAGAAACUAUUGAUAAUUCUUCAAGAGAGACUUUCAAUCGUCUAAACGAAACCUACAAUAAGGUCGAUGAAAGCAUCGCUGAAAAUAAAAUUGAGAAAAAUUUUAUUCGUGAAGAUGUAGAGAAGGUCUACGGUGCAAUCGAGAAUGUAGGCGACGCUAUGAAAGAUCACAAUCCUAAAGUUCUUGACUCAAUUAAUAACUUGACUUUAACUGUUGACCAAUUAUAUGAGCACUCUAAGUCUUCAGCUGUCAGUUUUGAUGAGAAAACGGCAGUACUAGAAUCCUUACCAUCAAUGUUAGCGGAGAAGUACGACGAUACUGGCAUUCAUGAAAAACUUAAUCAACUCGUAGAGUUUAUGCAGAAUGCCAGAAAAUCAUUCUCACGACUUGAAACACUCGAUGAGAUCCAUGAAAAGGUGAUAAAAACUGCUGCUGAAGUAUCGGAAUAUUUCAACGCUCAAACUAAGUGUGCUUCGGAAGAAUUCGUCAGCCAGAAAGUAGCGUCAGCAGAAGCAACGAUUUCUCUUGAAACCCAACUUAUUCUCAAAGAUUCUGUUGAGGCGUCAGUUGUUGAGCUCCGCGAGGAGGAAUCUCGAUUAAAGAUGUCAAUCUCCCAGUUAAGAGCAGAGCAGGCUGAAUUUUGUACACAAAAAAUGCGACUUCAUGCUGAUGUGUCUAGUCUGGAGACAGCUCUGAGCAUUCGACGUGAAGAACUAUAUAUCAUUGAAUCAAGGGCAGAAAGCCUUGAACGUCGUAUUUUUGAAGGCUUGAUUGAUCACUCCCGGUCCCUUUCAAUACCAAAAAUAAACAAAGGUCGAGAAGCUAUGAGUCGAAAGCGAGUUCCAAGUCAUUCUAUACCAGUUCAAAGCCCUGAGAUAUCUCGAGCAUCUAAAAAUACAAAAAGUGCAUUAAAUAUGAAUAUGAAUAAUAGUCGUAAUAAAUUUGUCAAUAAUCAACCCUGCACUCCCAAGCGUAUUCUAUCUCUCAACCAAAUUACACCAAAUAUGGCUGACACUGGCUUUCAGCGCAGUCAUAGCGUCAAGGUCUCAGCAGGAAACCUGCGAAAAAGUAGCUGGAGCGGUACCACAGGUCAGAUACCUGGCCCCUUAAAUCGGGAUAAUCUUCAGAUUCAAGAGUGCGAGGAAGACUUAAUAAAUAUUUGUGAGGGUAGAAUGGAAGAAAACUUACGUAAAUGUAGUAUAGAUACUACUUUAGUAUCUGAAACGCAAAAUAAGUUUGAAGAGGUUGAUGUUAGUGUAGAUGUAAUCGGUCAGACGCCUAGUUUCGUAUCAGGAGACGAUGAAAUGGAAACAUUUGAAGUAAUAAACGCGAACAAUGUCGGGCUGCAAGUGCCGGCACCACGAGAGAUCGAAUCGUCUAAUGAAUUAACAACAUCUGAUGAGGUACCUGCAGCUAAUAUGCAGUGA